Chinchilla lanigera (long-tailed chinchilla) is the source of this 1717-nucleotide messenger RNA. RefSeq names its product melanoma-associated antigen F1 (gene Magef1). The record is from RefSeq and is a predicted model, not a curated record. NCBI's taxonomy places the organism in Eukaryota, Metazoa, Chordata, Mammalia, Rodentia, Chinchillidae. Gene Ontology annotation, cellular component: nucleus. Gene Ontology annotation, biological process: negative regulation of transcription by RNA polymerase II.
GUAGCACACAUCCAUAACCCAGAGAGGACCGGAAGAGGAGGAGCUUCGCUCGGACCUGGGGCCGCCAUCUUGGCUGAGGUGGCCGGAAGUGUCCGGAGCGCGGGCGCGAACUGAGGCUGCGCAGCGGCUGCCGGUCUGGGGCUUCCGCGGCGUUAUGACAGCGGUUCCCACGCUGUGGAGCCCCGUCCGGCUGCUACACGGGCCCCUCUGCCGUUACACCCACUCCUGCCGCCGUCCAACCCUUCCGUCGGGGUUUGCACAGCGGUUCGCACGCCCCUCGGCUCUUCUACGCGCUGUUCCGCCUGCCUGCCCGAAAACAUGCUGCAGAACCCCGAGCGCGGGGGUCUCCCGGACCCUCGGGCAGAGGGGGAGCAGCAUGGCGGCCGUGACGGUGAGACCCAGGCCUUGACCGUCUCUCAGGAGGGGGCUUCGAGCCCCCUCCUACAGGAGACCCCCAGGGGGGACCUCAGCGCGGUGAGGUAGGACACCGCUGCGGAGCCCGCCCCCGCCCAGAAAGGCGCCAAAGUCCUGACGCGGUGCCCGGUCCGCCGCCGCCUGAGCCGGACGGUGGCCGAGUGGGUGCAGUUUUUGCUGGCGGAGGACAGGAAGAGUCCCAUCACACGCUCCGAGAUGGUGAAAUGAGUUAUCGGAGGCUUGAAGGCGCGCUUCCCGGAGAUCAUCGCGAGGGCCGCAGAGCAUUUGCGGUGUGCGGUUGGUUUCGAGCUGAAACAGCUUGACCGGCAAGCCCCACACUUGAUCAGAAAUCUCACCUGAUUACAUCCUGAUCAGAAAUCUCACCCUCUAGAGGAGGAGGAGGAUCUAGGAGGAGAUGGCCCCAGAUUGGGUCUCUUAGUGAUGAUCUUGGGUCUUAUGUAAAAAGGUAAUAGUGCCAAGGAGACCCAAAUCUAGGAAAUGCUGCGUAGUUUGGGGGUACUUACUUCAAAGUAUUACUUCCCCUUUGGGUACCCAAGGUUAGUGGAAGAUUUUGUGCAACCGCAAUACAUCAGUUGCAGGCAGGUGCGUCACACCAGUCCACCGGAAUAUGAAUUCUUUAGGGGUCCCCGAAGUGACCUGGAAAUCAGCAAGAUGAAAGUCCUAGGGUUUGUGGCUACGCUCCAUGAGAAACAACCCCAGCACUAGCCAUUGCAGUGUCGUGAGGCUGCAGCAGACAAGGCCAACGGGGCCAGAGUGAAGGCCAUGGCUGAAGCCAGUAUGAUGAUUAGAGCCUGCACCGGCCGGUGGUGAGGAUUGGUGGAAAGGCCCUGUGGAUGUGGAAGCCACUGUCUUGAGUCAUUAGUAUAGUUGGGGGAAGAAUCAUUUACAAAGAAAUUAUGUAACUUUGUAGGUUUUGUAUCUCGUUAGGGUGUAUUGCAUUUAAUAUACUGUUAAAAUGUAUAUAAAUGAAAUUGGUCUUUCUGUAGAGUUUUGCUAGCUUUUUUAAAAUGAAUUGAAAAACUUUACUGUGAUCUUGAAAAGAUUAUGCAGCGUGGGAAUGCUGUUAUUUAAAUCGUUUGAAGGAUCUUAGCAUUAUGAUGAUGCAGUAGUAGGGAAAACAGCUGAUUCAGUGUCUAGCCUCCAACACUUUGUUUACUGUAUAUUUUUUAAAAAGACUGACAUGCACCAUUAUUUGCUUAGAUGUUAUAGUAUCUGGAAAAAUAAUCCAGUAAGUUAGAAGUAUACCCUGUACACUUAAUAAAUUAAACACGUGUUGAUAGCA